This is a messenger RNA of Zalophus californianus (California sea lion), 1227 nucleotides long. It is a transcript of the gene AHSP, whose product is annotated as alpha hemoglobin stabilizing protein. Lineage: Eukaryota; Metazoa; Chordata; Mammalia; Carnivora; Otariidae. Gene Ontology annotation, biological process: protein folding; protein stabilization; erythrocyte differentiation. Gene Ontology annotation, molecular function: hemoglobin binding. Gene Ontology annotation, cellular component: cytoplasm. The record is from RefSeq and is a predicted model, not a curated record. Bases 807 to 1085 code for a protein of 92 amino acids. The transcript is spliced from 3 exons.
AAAGAUCCAUGGAGACUCACCAGAGAUGUGGCCAGGCUCAUGCUAGGAGCAGAAAGAGCCUUCUCUUGGGUCUGAUUUAAGUUCCCACAGGGAACCAGUAAUGAAAGACAAAGGACAGCGAAGAGAGCCAUAGGCCCUCCUGAUGUGGAACCCGUGGCCGUUUCCCUUUUCUUCUCUGCCUCACUCUUUAGGUGGCAUGGUGCCAAACCAUAUGUUCUAUUUUUCAUUAGUGGUUUUUCAAAAAGCUGUACACAUCCAACAGAAGGUUACUACAGUUAUUAUCAUCCGGUAUCCCAGAGGUUCUAAGAUGCCUUUCGUCUUUCCCAGAACCUCCCCUUUCCUACUCAGGACUAAUUACAAAACUGUUUUUUUUCUAGAACGGAGCCAUUUCCCGCAUUUCAAGCAGCCGGUCGUUUUAUUCAGUAACCGCAUUCUUAUGCAGUGCUCCACAAAAAGCCUAGGGGUAAAGGAGAGGGGAUGAUUAACUUAGAGAUGUGAGCUCCAGAUGAUUUAGAGAUUCUGAACAGUAUGGGGAACUGAGGGCGGCUGCAAGGCUGGUGCUCAGGAUGAGGAUAUUCUGGUCGCGGGCGACUAAUUAAUUGUUGAAUAAAACCAAUAAAAAUACCGUUUUAGGGACUGCGGAGAGUUGCCUCCCAGAUCCAGUCAGGAACGAGUCCGUACAAAUACACAUCACAGCCCAGAACUAGAGGCCAGAACACUGGGAUGGGGGAAAGGAGGGGGUGGGCUUCCCAGGAGGAGGAAAAAGAGGCCAGUGAGGUGGCAGGGCUGACAGCAGCGACAGGCAGAUGGCUCUUCUUCAGGCCAAUAAGGAUCUCAUUUCUACAGGAAUGAAGGAAUUUAGUGUUCUGCUGAAUCAGCAGGUCUUCCCUAAUCCUCCUAUCCCUGCAGAAGCCAUGGUGACUAUGGUGGAUGACUGGGUGAACUUCUACAUCAACUAUUACAGGAAGCAGAUGGUGGGGGAGCAGCAAGAGCAGGAGAGGGCUCUACAGGAACUUCAGCAAGAGCUAAAUACUCUGUCCGCCCCUUUCCUGGCCAAGUAUAGGGCAUUCCUGAAGAACGUUUGAGCACCUAAAUCACCCACUGCCUUUCUCCUAGCCCAAAUAACCAGACCUGCAUUAAAUCCUGCCUCUGUGUUAUUCAAGUGCUCAGGCUCUGCUCCUUCAUAUUAUUACUCUACCCUGACACCUCAAUAAAGACCAAAUUGGU